Molecule: messenger RNA, 5756 nt
Organism: Xiphophorus hellerii (green swordtail)
Lineage: Eukaryota; Metazoa; Chordata; Actinopteri; Cyprinodontiformes; Poeciliidae
Gene: lrrc32
Product: leucine rich repeat containing 32
Biological process (GO): toll-like receptor signaling pathway; immune response
Cellular component (GO): membrane
Molecular function (GO): protein binding; transmembrane signaling receptor activity
Source: RefSeq, a predicted model, not a curated record
CAGUGUUCUCUCACAGAUAUUUUUUUCUCAGUGGAAUGUUGAAUUAAAACCUCUCCCGAAAGGCAUCCUAAACAAAUUCACAAACCACUUCACCGAGGCAGCAGCAGCUCCGGCUUCCCUGCCUUUCUCCAAGUCUGGUUUCAGAUCUCGACAUGCUCAGGAAAGGUUAAAGUAAAGAUAACUUUUACUUUCACAUCUUCCUGCUGCUUCAGGCUUUAGGAGAAAUAUUUUUGAUGGUUCUCCUGGUUCCUGAUGGGAGUUUUAAUCACAUUUUCCCGUCAGGGUGAGACAUGCCUUCACUCCUUCGAGACUCUCUUUAUGUACUGUAACCCGUUAGUAUUACAGUGAUCAUUUAUAGUUUGUUUAUAGUGUGGUUUUGGCAGAGAAAAAGCCACAUGACAGCUCCCCCUGACUCCCACAGGCCUGAAAGGGAGUCGGUCUCUCUCUGGGUGGAGACACCAAAACAUCCCCAAAUAAGGACGCCUUUUUUAAAGGAAUGCAAAUAUAUGGAAAGUUGGGAAGGUUCAGUUUCAGCUAAAAUGCCCCGAAUUCCAACUGCAGAGGUCAGAGAGUAGUUUUUUUCUCACUGGGAAACUGGAAAAGUGGGAGUCUAGGGGGAUUGUUCCUGGACUUCCCCAGCCCCUUAUAUGGCAGCUCCCCCCCCCCCUCCAGGUGGCGGGAGGGUGGAACCGGGCGGCGCUCUCAGAGGGACGCGAUGGCCGGUCGGGUCGGCAGACGCUGUCGCCCACAUGCGGAGGCAGGAGUCAGCUGAGAGCCGUUGGUGUGCGGUGCAGGCACCGAGCUGCGAGUGGGUGCAUAAGGAUGUAAAACCAGCGUGGUCAGGAGCCACUGAAAAGAAGAAGAUUAGUCAUCCGCUGAGGACCAUGGCCGCCUUCCAGCUGCUCUUCCCGCUGUGGGCCAGCUGUGUGGCCGCGGCCGCACAUCCUUCCCCACACAUCGCUCCAUGCCAAGUUGUCCAGAUGGAUGUGUUCUGCAGCGAUCUAAGUCUCAGGAGCGCACCACUCGACCUUCCUCAGGGAGUCCAAAUGCUGGAUCUUUCCCGAAACCAGGUUCAAAACCUCUCGUUGGAAACUUUAGGCUUUCACACCGGCCUACACCAACUGAACCUUCAUUCCAACAAGAUCCACUUCAUCCAGCCAGGACUCUUCAAACACCUGAAGGAUCUGAGAGUCCUGGAUCUCUCCCGGAAUCACCUGAAUGUUUUCGCACUCUCCAAAAUAAGCGUUGGCCCUCUCGCGGCUGUGGAGUCAUUGGAUCUUUCAAGCAAUGGGUUGUACACGGGUAUGUCAGACUACUUCCUGGCUGAAUCCCCAUCUCUGGCAAACCUUUCACUGGACAGCAACAGCAUCACAAAAAUAGCACAGAACACCUUCAGCGGAUCAUCAUCUUUGAGGAAAAUUAGUCUCCACAACAAUGUCAUCCUGGAGAUAGAAAAUGGAGCUUUCGACUCUUUGGAUCAUCUGACUGAGCUCGAUUUGUCUAAGAAUUCAAUCACCUGCAUCAUAGACUUCAAUCUUUACAACUUGGAGGUCCUCAAUCUCAGCAAGAAUAGCAUUGAGUUUUUCCAGAGUGUAAAGUCGGAUAACUCCUUUAAGCUCCGCUCUCUGGAUCUGAGUGAAAACAAAAUGCUUUACUUCCCUCUCCUCCCAGAAAAGAAUGUGCUUGAAUUUCUGAACGUAUCGCGAAACCAUAUUCAGACUCUCAACACCACAGGGCGUGUCCUGAACCUCACAAAUUUGGGUGAUUUAAAAUACCUGGACAUGAGUUACAAUAAACUCAAAAGUUUACCUGAGGUUUUCUUUUCCAACAUGGAAUCACUUGAAGUCCUCAAUGUGAGUAACAACUGUAUCAGCUCGUUUUCUGUCACAUCUAAAGACAUUCUGCACAAGGUGAAGGUCAUCAAUCUAAGCCAUAAUUCUCUACAGAGUUUGACUUUUGGGGAAAACUCCCUUCACUCCCUGAAAAAGCUCUUUUUACAGGGAAAUGAUCUUACUGUCUUAGACCAGCAAAUAUUUCAAAGACUGCCCAGCAUCAAGUACCUGCAGCUGCAGCAGAACAAUCUGCAAAUCUGUAACAGUGAGCAAAACCAACAUGGCUUAAUGCCGAAGGACCAAAACCACCAGGAUCCAAUUGGUUGUGUGUCAUUCUCAUCUGUUUACAACCUGCACUUCCUGUACCUCUCUGAAAAUAAUCUGAGGACCAUUCCUGCAAAGGCGUUUGUGAAAACCCCUCUGAAAUUACUAGACUUGUCCCUAAAUCCAGGAUUAGACAUGCACCAGGACUCCUUGUGUGGCUUGGAGGAUUCACUGGUCCAUCUGCUGCUGAGGGAAAACAACAUGUCAAGCCUAAACACAGACCUGACCUCCCUGAAGAGCCUCAAACACGUUGACCUGUCCACCAACCAAUUGAACACCCUACCGACCUGGAACAAAGACUCCGCCAUUGAGUCCUUGAACCUGCAGAACAACAACCUGGUCACCCUAGACCAGUCCACCGUCCUCGCCUUGGAGCGCUCCUUAAAGACCCUAUACAUGGGCUCCAACCCUCUAAGCUGCUGCGACAACCUGGGCUUCCUCCACACGGUGCAGCACUCCACGAUCGUUGUUCCUGACAUUGAGACCGUGACUUGUGUUCACGAGGAGUCUCCGGAGCCGGUGAACAUUGAGAAGUUGACCCGAGAAAUGUGUCACCAACCAGAUGCCCCAAACUACACGGCGGUUGUCGUGAUAACCUUGUUAGUCGUGAUUAUCCUGCUGGCGCUGCUGGUUAAAUGUUUUCGAUCAAGGAGACGAAAGCGCAGAAGAGGCUUUCAUGCGUAGCAAGACAAUCACAUUCAGAGUCAAAAAGUUCAUGAGACUGUUGAAGGAUUUAAAUGUGAAUGUGUAAUCUGGAGCUUCUCAGAGACUUUAUGGACUAUUUGAAGCUGUGGGUUUGGAUUACAACUACAAAGAGCCAUCACGAGUUGACAAACACAGCUGUCAAUCAGGCACAUCUCCUACAGGAAGUCGUGGUUGUGGAGUACAGCCUAGAUGACAAAAAGACAAGCCAAUGAAGGCCCUAGUUAUUGUUAUAUUUUCUUACAACACAAGGCUGGACUUUUUGACUGAGUUUUAUGUCAGUUUCAUGCAGCUUUGUUUAAGGAACCCAAGGUUUCAAUCCUCCUGUGCUCACUUCUUCAGGACUUUACACCACAGACCAGAAGCUGUCACCAGCACCAGUGCAGAGCUUUAAAGCCAAUAUUUUUAUGGGUGUUGCUUGAACGAAGAAAAGUCAUCUCUAUGCCUGAAGAAGCAGUGUUAAAUGAUUCUCUUUUUUUGUACCAUUCCUGAUACCUAUUUAUUGAAUGUAGAACCAACACUAAAUCACUUUGCGUAGUCGGUAGCGUCAGGAGACCGGACUGAAGUACUCUUCCGCUGUUGCAAGUCAUAUUUUCAGAAACAUGCUCCGAGGAUCACGGAUGUAAAUUUAUACCAGUCUCUUAUCUAUAUGUGAAGUUUGUUGCAAAACUAAAACUUGCUUUAAAAACUUCAGCAAGCACCAAAAGGUUGGCAUAAAUACAGAAAAUAAUCUAUAAAACCAAAGAAGUAUAGGGGUACAAACCUUUAAAUGUGUGAGUUGGUACAUUUGUUGAGGCUGUAUCCUGGACUUAUGAUAAAAAUAUUGAAAUUAUCAACUCAUAAAUGCACCAUAAGGGACUUAGAGUAGUACUUAUUUUUGUAAAAGUGGCUUUUCCAGAACUUCUUAGGUUGAAAUGGUCUCAAAUUUCAGGCAUACCACAUUGUCAUUGAUUCCCAAGUUCAUAAGUAUGGACUGGUUAUGAGGUAUCAAAGUUUUUAAAACCUCUUAAUCAUUCUGAUCCUAUAGAUUAAAGUCAUUUCAAUGAGUCACCAGAGGUGUUACCCCUCCCCCACAUGAUGCUGUGCAACAGGUGACUACUACAUAUUUGGUAGUGUUGAAAUUUUCCCAGUUGUGUAAAACCGUGUGAGUCAUGGUGUGGGAGUCAAAGAAUCCCACUAAGCUAAGUUAAGCUGUUAAAGGUCCUUCAGGGGACGGCUGUUGCUAAUUAGCCAUGGCUAUAAACACUGUGAUUCAGACAUCAGAUUGUUUUGAUCUGUAUUUCUUGUGUUGGUCCCUUCCAAAUUAACUGUAAAAUAAAAUAAAUUAGCUUGUUCAGCUACAGUUAGCAUGUUAUCAGCAGGGUGGCUAGCCAAGCAGGUAGUCUGUUUAAUUGACCAACUAACAUCGGCUUGUUAUACUUCGUUAUGCUUUAAAGAGUAGAAAAACUAAAAGGGACAAUAAUCUUAUAAAAAAAGGGGGGGAGGUUUAUUUGAAAACAAAGUUUUCCACAUUAUUCAAACUUUCUGCUUAAGUCUAAGUAGCAAAAUAAAAAAAAAAAAGAAUAUUAGCAAUAGAUAACAUUAUUAUACCUGUUGCAAAUGAAAUCAGCUGAACAACGUUACACAUCUUUGUUUUGAAUUCUUGUGUUAAUGUCGUAAAAUCACACUAUUUAAAUUGGAGAUCAUCACUCUGUCCAAAAUCAAUCGCCAAGGAUUACUUCGGGAUUGAUUUUGGUUGGACGGAACAUUUCAGAAAGCUAUGUUUUAAACUCUUCAUUGGACAAAUGAUGCAGACGUGCAUAUGUUACAGAUACACACAUAAGUUACUAACAUACAGAUGUUAGUUAUUAUAAAACACGUUUUUUAAGUAUACUGGGCCAAGAUUUUCUAGUUUGUUGCUGUUUGUGUUUUUAGAGCAGGUGGUCGGCCAUGUGGUAUUUAUUUGGUCAUGUGAUGGUGAUAGGGAUGCAGCGCAGGAUUGUAGGAUGUUUAAUAGAAGAAGUGAAGCAAUUUCAGUGAUGUGGUUGGUUCUUCAUAGUUUUGAAGCUGUAGGUGAGUUAAUGCAUUUGUAAAAUUGAAUAAUGUUUCUAGUUUUAUAAUCCUGGUUUUACAAUGUUCCUGAAGUUUAUUCUAAGGUGAUAUUUUUCUCAACGCCAACACUUUUCUUUUUUUCUUAGAGUCCUAUAUUUUACAAUCCUAUAUUUUACAAUGUCAAGUCCUUUGAUUUUCUAAUAAAUAUUGUUAGAGGUGGUAAACUAUUUAAACGGUGACACAAACAUAUGGUUGACUCUAUUAUUCCAAGUUUACUGCAAUUUAUUUCCCUACAGCCGGAUUCACAAAAAGAUUCACACAUGUAAACACGCCACCUUUAGGGAUAUAACCAGUAAUGCCUCUAAGUUUGAGUCUCGGUUCUAGUCUUUUUGCAGAUCUAAGUUGAUCUUGGGUCUUCUUUAAAUACAGACAUACAGAUAAUUGACUGGUAUAUAUAUUUUCAUCUAGCGAGUUUCAGAGUUUAAACAAAGUAUCUGAGUUGAUCCUUUGAGAGCUAAAACUCUGUACUGAGGUUGAUUUCAGUGAAGAAAAAUGGUUUGUUUUUUCAGCUAAAAAUGAAGAAAACACUUCUACACAAAACAAAAUGCUCUUUAGUUUGACAGAAGGGUUACAUGAAGGUGUUUAUCUAAAAUGGCAAUAUACCCUCAGUGUAGUUUGCACUUUAAUCUUGUAUUUGUUUGGUUUUCUCUUUUGUGACUGUAAACACUAAAACUAUGGUUUAUAUUCCAUCUAUGAGUGAAAAGUAAUUUAUUUUAUUAACUGUGUGAAUUAAGAUUUUCUACAGCAUGUCGUUUGUGUUGAUGCCACAUACCUGGUGCUCUUCAUGUUAAUAAAAAUGUAAAAGUA